Molecule: messenger RNA, 2033 nt
Organism: Anas platyrhynchos (mallard)
Lineage: Eukaryota; Metazoa; Chordata; Aves; Anseriformes; Anatidae
Gene: TCEA3
Product: transcription elongation factor A3
Biological process (GO): DNA-templated transcription; transcription elongation by RNA polymerase II
Cellular component (GO): nucleus
Molecular function (GO): zinc ion binding; nucleic acid binding
Source: RefSeq, a predicted model, not a curated record
CCCUGGCAGGAGUUUAUAACUGGCCGGGACAGCCACACCUCCUUUCUGCUUUCCUCCCUUGCUUUCCUUCCUUCUCUUUUCCCCUUUUUUUCCCUCCCUGCUCCGCUCCGACCCGGCCGCCACUCCCUGCCCUUGCCCCUGCCCCAUGCCCAAAGCACCGGGGGCUGCCCAAGCCCAGGACCCCUCCAAGAACCAGCAUGGGGCCCGCUGAGGAGCUGGUCCGGAUCGCCAAGAAAUUGGAUAAGAUGGUGGCCAGGAAGAGCACGGAAGGGGCGCUGGAUCUGCUCAAGUCGCUCACCGGUUACACCAUGACCAUCCAGCUGCUGCAGACCACGCGCAUCGGGGUGGCGGUCAACUCGGUGCGCAAGCACUGCUCGGACGAAGAGGUGGUGGCCUCGGCCAAGAUCCUCAUCAAGAACUGGAAGCGGCUGCUGGAGACCCCCGCUGCCCCGAGGAGGGAGAAGGACAGCGACUGGGGAGAGAAGAAGGAGAAGGAGAAGAGGCUGGAUUUCCCCAGCUGUCCCAACGAAGGGGCGAACCCCCCCCCUGCCAAACACCCCAAAACCCCGGACAAGCACAAGGAGAAGCACAAGGAGCGGAAGCCCAGCACCCCCGGCACCCACCCAGCCCCCCCCAAGGGCCACCCCCCCGACUCCAACCCGCAGAGGGAGCCCAGCAGCGGCCGCAGCCCCUCUGCAUCCUCGAAGAAAUCAUCCCUGGAUGGCAAGAAAGAGAGGAGGGACUCUGCUGACUCCAGGUCCUCGGCCGCCUCCUCCUCUUCCUCCCCGCAGAAGAGACCCUCGGGGGAGAGGAGAGCCUCCGUGGGUGCCAGCCCCUCGCCCGCCCCCGCCACCCCCCGGAGGAGCUCCAGUGACAGCAAGGAGGACAGGGCCAACAGCAGCAAGGCCAAGGCGGAGACGCCGCGGACCCCCAGCAGCCCCCCCUUCUCGCCCAGCGUCUGCCUCCUGCCCCCCUGCUACCUGACGGGGGACUCGGUCCGGGACAAGUGCAUCGAGAUGCUGACGGCCGCGCUCCGCAUGGAUGAUGACUACAAGGAGUUCGGCGUCAACUGCGAGAGGAUGGCAUCCGAGAUCGAAGAGCAUAUCUUCCAGGAGCUGAAGAGCACGGACAUGAAGUACCGCAACCGGGUGCGGAGCAGGAUCAGCAACCUGAAGGACCCCAAAAACCCCAACCUGCGGAGGAACGUGCUGUGCGGGGCCAUCCUGCCCGGCCUCAUCGCUCGCAUGACCGCCGAGGAGAUGGCCAGCGACGAGCUGAAGGAGCUGCGCAACGCCAUGACCCAGGAGGCCAUCCGCGAGCACCAGAUGGCCAAGACGGGCGGCACCGUCACCGACCUCUUCCAGUGCGGCAAGUGCAAGAAGAAGAACUGCACCUACAACCAGGUGCAGACGCGCAGCGCCGACGAGCCCAUGACGACAUUCGUGCUGUGCAACGAGUGUGGGAACCGCUGGAAGUUCUGCUGACGGCGCCCGGCGGGGCUGGAGGGGACACGGUGCGGAGGGGACACGGCGAUGGCACAUGGGAGGUGGCAGCAGCCCCCCCGCUCCCUGUUCCACUGGCACUGGGAUCCCACAAGUGACCCAGUACUGGGUGGGUUUGCUGUGGAAGACCCCAGUGAAUUCCAGCCCUUGGUACUGGGAGCCCACUGGGAGCACAGAAACAUCCAGCAAGAAGACUGGUCCGAACUGGGCUGCAGAAGGGCUGGGGGGAGCCUGGGCUCACGUGGCUGGGGGGCAGGAGGGACACUGCCCCAUGGCUGUGGGGUUGGGAAAGGGCCAGGCUUCACCCCCAAAUCCCCCCAUUUCCCUCCCCUGACUGCAGGUGGCAGGGGGUGGGGGGAGAUGGGGUGGGUGGCGGCAGUGCCCGGGUGCCGGUGGGAUGUCACCGUGUCCCCCGCUCCGUGCCGCAUGGGGUGCCCGGCCGGUGUCCCCUGGGGAAAAGGAAGGGACGGGGGGAGAGGAGUGGGGAGAAACCCUCCAGCUACAGCAAUAAAGGCCUGAACUGUCUCUGCA